Aedes albopictus (Asian tiger mosquito) is the source of this 2141-nucleotide messenger RNA. RefSeq names its product putative nuclease HARBI1. The record is from RefSeq and is a predicted model, not a curated record. The transcript is spliced from 2 exons. NCBI's taxonomy places the organism in Eukaryota, Metazoa, Arthropoda, Insecta, Diptera, Culicidae. The coding region runs from base 341 to 1351 and encodes 336 amino acids.
CUUAUGGAAUUCCUCCUCUAUGGAUUUUUUUUUAACAACUCCAGAGAUUGCUCACUGUGCGCUAGAGUAGCAACAUCAAGACCUACCUACAAGUAGUAAAGCCAAAACCUGUAGUAAACACUUCUUUUAAUCAUACCAAAUGAACUGUUUGUAGUAUGUUCGAAAGUUGUAGUGCAGUAAAGUGUCUUUUAUUCAUACCAACAUGUUCCACAAGUAGUAUUUACUACCACAAUUGUAGUAAACUUAAGAUUACUACUUUUUAUUCAUACGACCCAGUGUUUCGAUUUAUAAACUUAAAUAAAUAUAGUUCAAGCAAGUUCUGUCGUAAAAUAUUGCCAGAAUGAAUUUAAAUACAGCUUUGUUCAUAAAUGUAAAUAUAAGAAAAGAGAAAACGUUUCUAGACCGCCGCGGAGAUGGAGAUAAUUUCAAAUCGCUAUAUCGAUAUACCCGCGAAAACGUACAGUGGAUAACAGACUAUUUUCUUCAUGAUCAAGAGGAUACAAGAGGAGGGGCUUUAAGUAAUGUCCAGAAAAUGAAAACCUUUUUGCGAUAUGUGGGUGAUCCAGGAUUUCAGGUUGGCGUUGGAGAGGAUAUCGGGAUCCAUCAAACAACAGCUUGCAAAACCAUUUGGUACGUUUGCCAAAAAAUUAUUGAAAAAUCGAAUGACUGGAUUCAGUUUCCGGCAACUGAGGAACAGUUCCGUGAGGCCAAACUUUCCUGGAGUCGCAAGGGACAAAUUCCAAAUGCGAUAGGGGCCAUCGAUUGUACCCAUGUUAAAAUUCUACGGCCACAUAAUCAUCCCGAUGAAUACAUCAACAGGAAAGGAUUAGCAACCUUCAAUGUCCAGGCUACAUGUAAUGUUAAUGAUGUUGUCACAAGCAUUGACUGUUCUUGGCCGGGUUCGGUUCACGAUUCUCGGAUCUGGAAAAACUCAAGCAUUUACCAAGUCAUGUACGAGAACCCUGCCGGCGCUCUUCUGCUUGGCGAUGAAGGCUACGCAAUCGCUCCAUGGCUCAUGACCCCUUACAGAAAUCCCGAUACUCCAGUUCGAGUGAAUUACAACAAGAUUUUUUGUCGAGAACGCGUCGUUAUCGAACGGGUAUUUGGCCAGGUUAAACGACGGUUUCCUUUUUUGCAAAAUACAGUACGCAUGGCUACGCACCGAGUACCGUCAAUGAUACUAGCAUGUUUUGUUCUGCACAAUGUUGCAAAAUUCCUACAGGACGAAGAUUUUGAAGGAGAUGAUGAGAACUCAGAUGGACCAAGUAAUGUUACUUUCAGUGAAACUGGCGAUGUGAAAAUUCGUGGACGCAAUAGGCGUGAAGCAAUUGCUGAACUACUAUCACGCUAAACAUGAAUUGUUAACGAUUUUUAAAGAUACUUGAUUAACUGGACAAACAAAUAAAUACAAAACGUUCAAAUGUCAGCACAUUAAAAAACAGUUUAGUUUUAAAACACAUCCAGAAACAUCAAAAAUACUUGUGUGAAUCACUAGACCAAUCCCUGGAGUUGUUCCAAAAAAAAAUCCAUAGAGGAGGAAUUCCAGAAGGGAUCCCUGGAGAAAUUCCUUCCGAGAUUCCUCCAAGAGUUCUUUCUGAGAUUCCUCUAGAAGUUCUUGUCGGCAUUCCUCCAAAAGAUCCUUCCGGGAUACUUCCAGAAGUUUCUUCCGGGAUUCCUCCAGGAGCUCUUUCCGGGAUUCCUCCAAGAAUACCUUCCGGAAUACCUAAAGGGAUUCCUCCAGGAGUUCCUUCUGGGAUAUCCCCAGUAGAUCUUUCCGGGAUUCUUCCAGGAGUUCCUUCCGUGAUUGCUACAGAAGUUGCUUCCGAGAUUUCUUCCAGCAUUCCUACAGGAGUUCUUUCCGGGAUUGCUCCAGAUAUUCCUUUCAGGAUUCCUCCAGGAUUUGCUUCCGGGAUUGCUCCAGAAACUCCUUCCGGGAUUCCUACAGGAGUGCCUUCCGGGAUUCCUCUGGGAGUUCCUUCCGGGAUUCCUUCAGGAGUUCCUUUCGGGAUUCCUCCAAGAAUUCCUUCCGGAAUUCUUAAAGGGAUUCCUACAGGAGUUCCUUCUGGGAUAUCCCCAGAAGAUCCUUCCGGGAUUCUUCCAGGAGUUCCUUCCGUGAAUGCUACAGUAGUUGCUUCCGGGAU